This is a messenger RNA of Salvia splendens (bonfire salvia), 1191 nucleotides long. Its product is annotated as syntaxin-125. The record is from RefSeq and is a predicted model, not a curated record. NCBI's taxonomy places the organism in Eukaryota, Viridiplantae, Streptophyta, Magnoliopsida, Lamiales, Lamiaceae. The transcript has 2 exons. Gene Ontology annotation, cellular component: membrane. Gene Ontology annotation, biological process: vesicle-mediated transport. The coding region runs from base 192 to 1121 and encodes 309 amino acids.
CCUCCAUUCCUCAUCCUCUUCCUCUUCAUCUUCAUCUUCAUCUUCACCUUCACCUUCCGCGUCAUCGGAGAUACGAGGAACAUCAACGAUGAUCCAUAACCAAACCUCGUUCUAAUCUCGAGAGGGACACACAUCCCCCAAAUUUCUUCUGGAAACCCAGUCCUCGUUUCGUUUCCAGAAGAAAAUAGAAAAUGGAGGGAACAAGUUCCUCGAAGAUGCAUGCGGAGGCGGAGGCAGAGGCGGGGACGAGCAGGAGGCAAGACUCCUACUGCCUCGAGAUGUUCUCUGUGGAAGUCCAAAACAUGAAGCAGGAUCUGACGGGGCUUGAGAAUCUGUACAACAGACUCUGCCAAUCGAACGAGGAUAUCAAGAAGGCCAAUGAUUCGGCGACGAUGAGAGCCAUCCGGGCCCGGCUCAACGACGACCUCGACCACCUUUUCAAGCUGGCUAAGCAGAUCAACAAGAAAUACGAGGGAAUUAUUCGGGCUAAUGCGGCCCAGCGUGGCUCGGGCGAUGACCAGGCCCGGGCGGGCAUGAUCUCGGACCUCGUCGACGCCCUCCAUGAUCUUAUGAGGAGAUUUCAAUCGCUUAGGGGUGAGAUGGAAAUCGAUCAUAGACAGAUCAUUGAAGCCAAGUUCUACACGAUCACGCAUGAGAAGCCGACAUCCGAGGCCAUCGACAGCCUAAUCGCGAGCGAGGCGGCGAGGAGCCCCCUUCACCCCGCCACCCAGGAUCAGGGGAGGGACCCAGUGGCCGAGGCCGUGGCGGAGAUCCAGGAGCGGCGCGACGCCAUAAGAGAGGUCCGUAGGAACCUCAUGGCGCUGCACCAAGUGCUCCUGGGAAUAGCCGCGCCGCCCUUCUCUGCCGAUGUUGGCCUAGGGCAGGGCAGCGGGACCAAACCCGCCGCGGCCGGAGGAGAUACCGCUGAGGUUUCACAGCCGCCCGCCGCCGCCGGGGCAGGAGGCGGAGGAAAGGGCGGCGGGAUGGGGGCGCUUAAUGAUUACGAGAAGGAGACAAGAAAGCAAGCUUAUAUUGCUAUAGUAAUUGCUUUGGUGAUUAUCUUAGCACUCGUUGUUACAACUCUUAAAGUUGAUAUUUCAUUGGAAAAUAGCGGUCCAUAAAUUUAAUGUUACACAUUGUAAAUUAUACUUCUGGAUUAUAUAUAUGACGAUUGUAAUAUUUAUAUAAAAA